Acanthochromis polyacanthus (spiny chromis) is the source of this 5103-nucleotide messenger RNA. RefSeq names its product sorting nexin 22 (gene snx22). Gene Ontology annotation, molecular function: phosphatidylinositol phosphate binding. The coding region runs from base 2055 to 2645 and encodes 196 amino acids. The record is from RefSeq and is a predicted model, not a curated record. The transcript has 9 exons. Lineage: Eukaryota; Metazoa; Chordata; Actinopteri; Pomacentridae.
GCGUGGAGUUGUGCAUGUUGUUUACGUGAGUUUUCUCCAGGUACUCCGGCUUCCUCCCACAGUCAAAAACAUGCUGAGAUUAAUUGGUGAUUCUAAUUGUCCAUAGGUGUGAAUGUGAGUGUGAUUGUUUGUCUGUAUAUCUAGCCCUGUGAUAGACUGGCGGCCUGUGGUGUAUAGAUAAUGGAUGGACAGAUUUCGUUGCAGUCAUUUUUCUUCCAGUGGUGCUAUCUUAACUGGCUCUUUCAACCAAAGUCGAGGGGUUAAAAAAAGGGAUAUCUGAUGUCCUUUGUUGAAUCUAUUGUAAUUUGAAUAAAUUUUGCAUUUGUGGGCAGCUGUGGUUCAGGAGGCAGAGGAGAUCAGGACUUCCCUCAAUGCAGGUUAAUUACAGAUCAUGUUGAUUCCAGGCUUUGUGUAGGACCUGGAACUUAGUUCUAUAGUUCCCCUCACUAUAAGCCUCUGGGAUUAGAGGCCCUAGACAACAACAGUCCAAUAAAUAUUGUUUCAUCUGUGCAGUGGCCAGAGGAUGUGUUUCACAGUCAUAGUAGUGUGACCUUGGAGUCACAGUUUAUGCUGAUGAUGUUUCUUUAAUAGUAAAUCUACUAAAUAAUUUUAGAUAAUUUCAUGGCAAAACAUGUUAAGAUGAGCGACUUUAUAUAACACACUAUGUAAUGAAUCAAAAAAAUUCUACUGUGGAAUUUUAAAGGCAGUUGAAAAGACAUAUGUCUGUAAGUUAUUAUACAGUACAUAUACAGGUUCCUGUAUAAUGCAAUUAUCAUAGCAUCUAUACACUAAAACAAGGUGCAAGACAGUGAGAGGGCUGGAAGGAAAAAGAAGCAAGAAAGUGUUCUGUCUGUAUCAACUCCUGGUCUUUGUGUCGUCUCCAUCCAACAGCAUGGGGGCCACAGAAAUUCAAAAAAUGUGCUGAUUUUAAAUGAGGCAAGUCCUUUGGGUAAAAUAUAAUGUCAAUGGAAAAUUGUUGUUUUGACUGUUGAGUGUCUCUGAUAUAAAAAUGAGUUUGAAAUACAUUUCUGUCCCGCUCUGAAUUUCUCCUGCAGAAUUCUGUUGUCUGGCUGGCUGGCUUAUGGGAGGCAUCAUCGAACAGUGUUCACGCUUUAACCAUGAGCAUUUUAAGGCACUUACCAAAAACACAGUGGAAGUGCUUGUGUGUAUUGUCUCGCAUGGCUAGACCAUUAUCUGGCACUAAUGCAUCUCUGUGUAGAAUAAUCUGGUUACACCUCAUCAUCUCUCUGCUGUAGGAAAGAAGGAAGGAAAAAAAGCUCUGACUUGUCUGUGUUUAUUUAAACCAAUCACAAUCAUCUUGGGCAGUGCUAAGAACAGCAUGCUCCUUAGUGUUCACUUGGAAAAUGGCUUGAUGGUACCUUUGCAUGGCAAAGAACAAGCAGUCCUGCGUUACUGCAUGAUCCAAAUCUUAAAAUUCAGUAAGGCGGUUGUUUGCUGUAGUGAAAUACACUUUAAAAAAGGCAGCACAUAGAUAAUGAGGCGGAUGGGCAAAGUGUAACAAACUGCAACAAGAUGAAAACAGACAAUACUGGGUACUUUUACUAUUUGAUUUGUUGCUCUUUAUCUGUUCCCUGUGAACCACACUGAACGGCCGCUAAUUAUUCCCGGUGUCUUCCUGAGCUGCUCCUCUGACUGGAUCAUCUGUGGAGGCAGGACAGCUCUACCCCUGUGUUGAAAUUCACAUCCAUCCAGGGCGGACUGUACUCAGGUGUUUCAAGCUGACCCCAAACUGGUCCACAGUGUUUACAGCCUGAGUUCCUGCAUGUUGCAGCUGGUAUGUUGCUGGCGUCUCUGCUGUUUGCCGCAAGGACAGACUGUGUUUCAUUGGGGGCAGUGAAGGACAAGCGACUGUCUACAAGCUCAAGAACCUCAAUGUGGAAGAAGACAUUGUGGAGGUGGAGCAGCAGGGAACAGACCGGAGAGCGACGGACGCGGUUUUUUCUUUCAGUUCCCGGACGGAGAAAAGCCGUGAACUUACUGUAAAGUUUGUACUCAGCUGCAGAAAGUAGAUGUGACACAGUUAGUGCAGUCCGAUGGUGCUGCAGGAAGAUUUCCUCAUGAUUCAAGUGUCGAUCCCAUCGAUGGAGAAGGAAGUGGAUGAGUCGGGAAAGUCCAGAAAGCUUUUCAGAGUUGAAGUCUUGUUUAAUGAGAGGAAACACUAUGUGCUCAGAAGAAACAGUGAGUUCCAGACUCUCCACAGAAAACUCAGGAAGAUCAUCCAGGCUCCGGAUUUCCCGAGCAAAAGGAAUCCCCAUCUGAGGACCAAACCUCUGGAGCAGAGGAGGCAGGAGCUGGAGGAUUACAUCCAGGAGAUCAUCUAUCAAAAUGAAGACGUGCCACAGGUGCUGCUGGACUUCCUCCAUGUGAAACAUUUCCAUACAGGCCAUAAGAUGAGCAGCACGGAGUCGCUUGAUGAAUUGGACAGUCAGGAUUACAAUUUUCAGUUACCACAUCAGCGGGUAGUGGGAUUCUUUCAGGAUCCUUAUAUCUCCAAAUGCACAUCAGGUCUCCCAGAUGUCGUUGUGGACGGAGUACUUCAGGGAUUUUACCCCCGGGAUGUCCGGGUCAGCUUCACCUCCUCCACACUCCCUGAGCCAAACUCCACCACUUCUAUAGAGGCCUGAACACAGACAGUAGAGUCAAAUACACAAAACUAUGAGUGAAAAAGCCAUCUGCACACAACAAGCUAACAUAACAGAACAGUUUCUGUAUGGCUGAUCCCGGUGGGAUUGAAACCAUCAUGCAGUCUAUAUUGAUGCAGUGAUUUUACUUAGUGUCAGACUCGCAUACUGUGUGUCAGUGUUUUAUAGCCAUGAAGAUGUCAAAUCGAUUUUAAUCAGGAUUAUUGGCAUUAUUAUGCUGCCGAAGCAAAUGUGAACCCAGUAAAAUACAUAUUUAAUGUGUGCCAUUUGUUUUAGUGACAUUGUAGGUAAGUAGAUGUGAAUAUUAUUUUAAAAUAAAGGACUACUGACAAUAUUUCUACUUGAAAAUUAGAGGAAGAGACAGUUUUUAAGAUGUUUUAGUUUACAGUUUUGUUCUUUUUGUCAAAGUAACUGUUUGACCUGUUUGAGUGUGGGAACACAGUUUCAAACAUACUCACUGGAAAGUGAUGUAAAUAUUUUUCAAAGAUUUUGUAGCGCUUUUUAAUGUAACCAAAUGUUUUGGUCGUGCAUGUGUUUUUAUAUCAUGCUCUUUAUAUUGAAAGUGGAAUAAAGACUCGAACAGGACUCAACAUGUGGGAAUUUUCUAAAUGAACCUGAGUCAUAGAACAUGAAGAGCCACAUUUCUCUGUUUGAGAAGCUAUAGCUAUAAGGUGUCACUUGACCUUUUAACUGCUGUAUUUAGGUCACUGAUUAGGCAGCCGAGUUGUUAAAUCAUUUCUAUCUGCAGUGAGGCCUAAGUUCCCCCAGUCGAUGAAAAGAUUUAACUGUUCUCACAAGCAUUAGAAGGGUUUUAUAUUGUCUAUUUAGCUUUAUCAACCAAAAGGAAAGGAUGGAUUGACUGUGUGCCAUAUAAGUUGAAGUGUCUGUUGUACUGUUAUAUGUUUUGAGACAGGGUAAAUAUUUUUUUCAAAAACAGUUGAUAGUAAAUGAUUGAAGUGUUGCUACUGUUGAAGAAAUUUCAGUUUUAGCCCUUUGAAGUUUGCUGUAGUGGGGUGUUGUUUUCCGGUAUACUGUGGACACAGUCUGCAAAGCCAGCCAAGAAGGACAGACUUUAUAGGGAUGGUCAAAGAGUGGGCCAUAGGGCACGUUGUUUGCGUAUAGUUGCUGAUUAAUGACAGAGGGAAAGCAAACAAAGAACAAAACAUGAGGGUUCUGGUAGACAACAAAUGUAAGAGGCGGAAGUCUGUCAGACAGUAGAAAAUAGCAAAAGGUUUAAGAAUUGUGAAUAACAGUAGGUAAUGGAAUGAAGAAGUGACACUAGGAGGUAUCUGUAGCAAAAGAUGUGCUAUUUCUUCAUCACUACACACAGUAUGCAGGUUCAGAAGGUGUCUUCAUUUUUUCAGGUUUCUCCACAGCAGUCACGCCUCGCCUCAGCCUGGAGCAAAAGAGUCGACAAGUAGCAACAAGUAGGUCAGAUGGAACAUGACUGCAUACUUGUCUUGAGAAAAAAGUGGUUUAUUUUUCAGUAUGUUGUUUGACUGUGGCUCUAACUGACCUCUUGUUGAUUUCAAGACUUGGCUGGAUCUGUCCACUGAGGAGUACAUUUUGUCGACUCUGUGCGAGGCAGUUGAAAGUGUUUUAACAUUUGUAUCUCUGCUACAGCCUUUCCGUUAAAUAUGUACCUCCAAUCUCUAAACCUACACACUGCACACAGAAGUGGAUCACUAUAGGGGUGACCGCUGUAGUACGUCCUAUUCAUGCUUUCCACAUUAGCAAGCAGGUGAUGGUCUGUGUGACAAAAUUUAUCUCCCCCAAGUCUGUAAGAGUCUGUGUGUACUCCUCCACAAACAUCCACGUGCUGUCUAAAUUUCAAUGCUACAAGUUGCAAUAGUGCACAUGCUUGGCAGUAGUGAGGAUGCGCAAAAAAACAAAGAUGCAACUUACUACUCAUGUAUGGAAUAGAGAAUAAUAAAACGCUGCGGCUCCACAUAGUGCAGAGUACCUCAGUCAGUUCAGUCUUGUGGAAAUCUCUGUGAUCUCUUAUGUUUGUGAGACUCUUCUUUUUCUAUGGUCCAGAAUUUGCUUCAAGUAUGGGGAAAAAAAUCAUCUUUAGGUGGAUUUUGUAGAGACUACACUGUCCACCAUGAGGCUGGAAAAAUGAAUUAGCUAAGAAACAUUCCAAUUAGCUGCUUAACUGUGCUAACAUUAGAACUGUGUAGAUACAUGAUAAAAAUAAACUAGUUACCACAGCUAGCUGUGUUAUUCAUGCAUAGCCAUUCAUACAUCUUUUAACUAAAUAUAUCUAUAAUAUAUGGCAGGACAACCUCUUCACUGAUUUUAUUCCAUACAUCAUUGGUCCCAUUUUUGUCAGUCAUGCCCCAUGCGUGUAUUCCAUAAAACUGAACUGUAAAAACUGAUAAAAAUGAGCCUAUCUUCCAUGGUUGCAAUGAAUUAACUGCAAAUAAAUGGCUUUCCUUUG